GCAUAACUCAACAAAUUGGACCCAAACUUAUGAUUUUGGCCAAAAUCGAUCCUCAAGUUGUGUCAAAACUUUUCUUUAAAUAUAAUACCGAAAAACUGGUGGAGAUUUUCAAGAACCGAUACAGUGCUGAUUGUAUGGACUGCGCUUAUUUUACAUAUACACCCGGAUUAUUAGAUAGGCACCUCAUCAUUGAACGAUAUUCAACCUCAUUGCUACCGACACAAUCCGUAAAGGAGUCAUACGUCGAGCACUUAGAAGAGUGUGAAUACUUAUCGUCGCCUAUCAUGAAGAUAAUGGACACACAAAAUAAUAUAACAAAACAGGAUUCAUGUGAUAAUAUCGAUAUAAUUGACAGAUAUAAGGGUCGUAUCGAUACGUUUGAAGUCUUUACAUCUGAUAAUGUCUCACAUGUUAUAUCCGUUCAAAUACUCUACGAUAAGACGAUUCGUAGAAAUGGCAGUACUGAAGAAAUAAUAAUUGGUGUCGUGACGAGUGCACCGGCAGAUCUGAUAGGGGCCGCCUAUUUACGUAUCGCUGAUAUACCUAAUUUCAAUGAGUUUGCCUGUACUACAGACCCGGGUGUUACUAAACUGAUCGGAACCACAGAAAGGAUAUUCUCGAAUCUUAAUGUGGAAAAUCUGUUAUCAGUUUUGGAUUUGGAGUCAAUUAUAGUGAAAAUCAGAAGCAAUCGUAUUGUCGACUGUUUGGGUUAUGUUAACAUUCAGUACAGUCCGGGCCUAAUGUCCACUCAAUCACCCAUUCAAUCAUAUAAGACGCUUAACAAUGAGAAAAAUCUUAACAAAUCAACUCAUCCUGGGAAUCAGACAAAAGAGAUAUGA
Messenger RNA from Oppiella nova, 839 nucleotides. The record is from the annotation of a GenBank genome assembly. NCBI's taxonomy places the organism in Eukaryota, Metazoa, Arthropoda, Arachnida, Sarcoptiformes, Oppiidae.